CCGAUAUGUAGUAUUUCUGAAUGAUGUCUCCGCGGGGGGUAAAUUUGUCCGUGAAAUGCGGGGGUAGUCGCAGAUGAUUUUUGCAUAUUCCACAAGUUUCAGGAGUAGUUUUACUCUCCGGAAAAUGGAAUUAACACAGGUGUGACCAUAAGAAUAUCAAAUGGAACAAUUCCGGAUUAGAUGAAAAGGAAAGAAAAGAUUCUAAACUGUCAAUAAUCGAUUUGGGAAAAAAAAAGUGCAUAUGGCAGCUCAUCCAGUUGGUGUAAGUCCGUUUCCUCAACCACCGGAAUAUGCUCGUCAAUAUACGGAUGCUAACGUAGCAAAGAAGAAUGUAUUACCACCACCGGCUGUACCAUCAGAAUUUACGGUUUUUGGCGAGGAAUACAAUUUCGAGGAGGAAAUGAUACGAUCGCUACAAUCUCAGAAAAUGCAGCAGUUAUUUUCGAGUAAUGGCGACUGGAGAAGUGAACUGAAGAAGUUGAACAGGAGUACAGUUGCUGCAUUCCUUGAUCUUCUCGAUAUCCUCAUACGAUGUCCAAAUCAUCCAGAGCGCCUGGAGAAAAUCAAUAAUCUACGUCUUCUUUUCAUCAAUAUGCAUCAUCUGAUAAAUGAAUAUCGGCCGGUGCAGGCGCGAGAUGCGUUGCAAUCGAUGAUGAAAUUACUGAUUAAAACGAUUGAGGAAGUUACGAGUCGCUUUCGCACAUACUUGGCGAUGGGUCAUGAGGCAUUAAAUCAGGUUAUUGAUGAGGUACCUCCGGUACUUUCAGCCUCUCCGGUGCUUAAUACUGAGGAUAUGAAUAUUGGUGAGUCGAUGGAGCAGCGAGUUGGAACAAUGGAAGGUGCAGUUACUAAGCGGAGGAGUAGCUAUGAUGAAGCCCGAAGACAGCCUUAUCGCGGCGAGAAGCUUGGAGAAGAGAUGUUAUGCUUUGUGAAUUGCUAGACAAUAUGAGCGAUACAGAUUCAGAAAGGCGACUUUCGCCUUCCACAAGUAGAGUUCAAAUGGAAUAUUGAUCUAUUGCAAAAUUUCCACGAUUUAACUUAAAAUAAGAAACUGAUUUUGAAAAACUUUACGCAGUUCACUACCCAUUUAUUGUGAAUAUUACUGGUGCAAUAGCAGUAUUAUCGAUGUGAAUUUGUUACCAAUUGUAAAAUAAUUGUGCCAGCUGUUUAUCGUACAGAGCUUGCGAAUUGUAUAAAUUUUUCUGCAUCAUAUCUGAUGAAAAGAAAUAUUGAAGCAUAAUUUGUUGUAAAAAGUAUUUAUUCCAGUGCAUAUCUUCAUGUUUCAUGAAUUUGAAUGGAGCG
This is a messenger RNA of Loa loa (African eye worm), 1302 nucleotides long. RefSeq lists its product as hypothetical. The record is from RefSeq and is a predicted model, not a curated record. Gene Ontology annotation, molecular function: transcription coregulator activity. Bases 242 to 940 code for a protein of 232 amino acids. NCBI's taxonomy places the organism in Eukaryota, Metazoa, Nematoda, Chromadorea, Rhabditida, Onchocercidae. Gene Ontology annotation, biological process: regulation of transcription by RNA polymerase II. Gene Ontology annotation, cellular component: core mediator complex; mediator complex. The transcript has 6 exons.